AUGAAAAGCCGUUUGCAAAUAUUUAUCUAUCUGCUGCUAAUUCAAUGCGCGCAUAUACUUGCCUUUGAGAACCCUACAAGUACCUAUGUUCCAACGAACGUUGACUUUGGUUUAAUUGUUCUCAGAAAGACUAUAAUUUCAAUAAGAGUGUAUAUACCUAGUAGCGUUGCGGAAAUGUAUAGAGACCACGAAAUAGAAAUUGCCCCCAAGGUAAUUGCUAUCUUCAAAAUAGUUGAGAAUGGUAUAAAUAGAACUCUCAAAAAUCUAAGGAGCGAAAAAUACUACAGUCUUCAUCCAAUUAUUACAAUAGUUGACUCUAAUGACCCAAGAAUAAGAACAUGCCCCAACUCGAUUGCGGAGCUGUCUCUUUUCCUAUCAAACAUAUACAAUCUUGAUCUUGGCGCAACUUCUUUUAUUUUUAUUACUCUAUGUCCCCUUGCUGCUAUUAGGGCGCAUCCUAUAUAUCUUCCGCAAAAGCACUUUUAUAUCAGCCAGGGCAUUACUGGCACACAUAAUACAAUGAACAUUAUUUUAUCUGAAGUAGACCACUAUUUGCUUGUAAACGCUCUUGCAAGAGCUAUUCUUAAAGCCUGUGAUUUGUAUACAAUAGAGCCACUGGCAGUGCAUUCCCUUCAUGGCGACGGAGAUGUGGCUUUAAUAAAUAUAAGAGUUUUAAAAGAGACUGCACAUGAAAUGCUUCUUAAGGAAUAUCUGGGUGAAUGA
Nematocida ausubeli is the source of this 723-nucleotide messenger RNA. RefSeq lists its product as uncharacterized. The coding region runs from base 1 to 723 and encodes 240 amino acids. Lineage: Eukaryota; Fungi; Microsporidia. The transcript has a single exon. The record is from RefSeq and is a predicted model, not a curated record.